Molecule: messenger RNA, 2293 nt
Organism: Anoplopoma fimbria (sablefish)
Lineage: Eukaryota; Metazoa; Chordata; Actinopteri; Perciformes; Anoplopomatidae
Gene: bbs10
Product: Bardet-Biedl syndrome 10
Exons: 3
Coding region: 1-1962 (653 amino acids)
Biological process (GO): chaperone-mediated protein complex assembly
Molecular function (GO): ATP binding; ATP-dependent protein folding chaperone
Source: RefSeq, a predicted model, not a curated record
AUGCAGCGGGUGGAGCGUCUUCAGCUGGAACAUGUUCUGCAGACUGUGUGUGUGUUGGAGUCUGUUGUCCGCCGCAGUUUUGGCCCAGAAGGAGGACAAGUGCUGUUCACAAGAGACACGGGACAGGCAAUGUUGAGCCGCAGUGGGACUCGCAUUCUCACUGCACUUCGACUGGAGCAUCCACUGGCCAGGAUGGUGGUGGAGUGUGUUUUGAAACACAGCACUGUAACAGGUGAUGGGUCCAAGACCUUUAUCCUACUGAUGGCUUCAUUACUACGGAUCAUUUAUACAACAGCCUGCAAGGAGCCUACUGUCUCUCACACCUAUAACUCCAAGGCAGCUGCAGAGGCUGCCACUGCCAGGCACUUGGCUGACAAAAUGCUGGCAUUUGCAUUGGAGGAGCUGGAUGAUCUCAUUGCCAUAAGAGUGGUCCCGUAUGGAAGCUGUCUUUCAUGGGAAGAUUUUACUGCAAAAACACAAUCACCAGCGCACUCAAACAAUCACUCUGUUCAAAAUCUGCUGGCAUCCUUCUUUCAUUCACGUCUGGGUCGCACCCACUGUGACUUAAUGAGCAGCCUCACAUGUGAACUGCUCACUCACUGGAAGUCUGAAAAUGACUCACCUUCCUCAUCACUUCACUUUGUAAACGACAACUUUGCCGCCUUGCAUACACCUGUGUCAGGCUUCCCUAUUAGUUGUUCACGUUUGAUAAAGGGGCAAGUCAUUCACAGGGACUUUGCCGUGCUCUGCCCUCAGACUGACCAGCAACCAAUUAAAGCUGUCGUUUUCACUGGGUACCUGCAGCCAAAAUUGCUCAGUGCAGGAGAAGUGCUGGAGCUGGGCUGUGGAGAGCAAGGGAAGCAGAGAAAUAUUGUGCAGUUUAGCGCCUGGGCUGAAAGGUCACUGGAGAGUGUCAUUGCGAGCCUGCAGAGUUUGGGUGUCUCUGUGCUCCUGUCUGCAGCGAAACAGUCUGCUGCUGUCCUGGCUUUAGCUGCACAGGCAGAGAUGUCCAUUGUGGAGUGUGUCAGUGAAGAUGAGCUGUCUCUCUUUGCUAGGCUAAGUGGGGCCACACCUGUCAGAGACUGCUGGAUGAUUGAACCAGAGCAUGUUGCUACACUGACCUUUUGCAGACCAAUACUGCUGGGAGCCCAUAGGUAUGUCCAUUUAGCUUUCCAUGAUGCAGAGGAAAGGGUCACGGUCAAACCCUGUAGUCUGGUCAUUUGUGGCCUUGGGGAAGGGCAAACUGACCAGUAUGCUUGUGCACUUCGAGAUGCUAUCCGCAUGCUACUUUCAACGUGGGAGCCCAUGGGUAUCACUGCAACUACCGCAUCAAAGAGGACCUUGCAAUCAAACAAUAGCACUUCUUUACAUACAGACAAUCAGUUCCCCAAUGCAACUCCCUUCAAGCAGUGUGUGUUGGAGCCAGGCUGUGUUAUACCUGCUGGUGGGACAUUUGAGUUUCUCUUAAACCAUGCCCUCCUUCAACAUGGCAGCAAUUGCUCAAUUUCUGAUGACACAAUUAUGGGUGUCCCUGCUGUUUCCCAGCUAUUGGCAAAAGCUUUACUGACAGUGCCCCGACAGAUUUACUCCCACAGUCCACGACGGUUCCUACAGACUCAAACCAGACUUCUGAGUUUCAUUCAAAAUCAUUCGCACCCUUCCAACCUCUCAUACAAACAAGAACACAACUCAGUCCUCGUACAGGUUGGGGGUGAAAGUGAAUGUCCUCCGAAAGAGGGUAAACUAACUAAGCUCUGUUGUGGAGAAGAUCAGGUGUCACCAAAGGUUUUUAUGUCGGACUCAGGCCUUGAAUCUGUCUCCUGUAAAUACCAGGUACUUUUGGCCGUGCUGCAGUGUGUCUCAAGUAUUCUCCGUGUGGACACUGUGCUGCACACACACACUCAGUCACACAGACUUCAAAACAUUUCCUGGGAGGGCACAGAGGAUGAGGCUGAAGACUGAGAUUGUAUUAUGUCCAAAGUUGAAAGCUAUAAACAUAUUUUCUCUCAAUACUCAGGUAUCAUUCUAAAGUAUGAGGAAAAACUUUGAACAUAUUGCAACAGCUGUAUUUUUGUAUGGCCACCGUGUUUUUUUUUUUUGCCUUACUACAAUAUAUUUGUAAUGCAAGUUUAUACUUCCACUGAGAUAGUAAACUGUAUUUCAUGGCAGCACUUGGCUAAUCAAAUUUCAUGGUGCUUCUGUACCAACGUGUCCUGAAUCAAGGAUAGGUUUGGCUAUCAGCAAACUAACAGUAAAAAAGAAAACAUCAAACAAAUUAAUGUUGAUCUUUGUA